AGUAAACCAGAUGGUCACUUAGUUAGCUGGCAAAGGUUAGCCAGCCUGCUAACCCAAACCGAGAGUUUUGCCCUCAGCGGUACCGACAACUUCACGUUCAGCGGGACUGCUUUUACUCUACCACAGCGGAGUGAAAGCUCAGGUUGCUGUGUGACUCGCUGGGUCUUUGCCAAGGAGUUCUCACGCGCUUUACAACAAGCACACACGCAGACCUCUGCUGACCCAUGCUCCUGUCUUGCACAAUCAAAAUACUGCAUGCACACACUGACCAGCCACAGAAAACACAUUCACAGACCUACUCUAACCCUUCUCACAGCUUACCGCAAACACAGCUACUGGAACCCAUUACACACAUUUCACCACUCCCCUCCUUCUUCCACUUCUUCUGCUCUCCCCUGCUCCUCCCCUCUGCAUACCGCUGGAGCUGCGCAGGACUUCUCUGCUCUUCCUGAAUUUUAAAAUUUGUGCAAACCACAGCGAGGAACACCAACACUCUGCCACUGAGUUGUGCACAUAUCAGCGUGAUGGCAACAUGAUAAAAUGUACGGAAUAGAUUUCUGCCACAUCAUUUUCUGGACGCAUUAAUCUCAUUAUAAUGAAGAUUCCUGCCUCCUCAAUUAUUUGCGAUUCUUUGGCUUUGACCCCAGAACGUGCUGACAAGAGAUGCUCACUGAUUAAUCUUUCUGGAUAUCUUCUGCUUCUCCUUACACAGUGAGUGAUCAAGAUGAAGACCACAGACAUUACUUGUUCUAUUAGUAGACAAUAACAAGUACAGUUCUGCUUACACGUACAAGAAAAUAGUAGGGAGUGUAGUGUAUUGAUAUACACUGAUAUCUAUCGACCAUCCAGCAACAUAAACGGCUCCUCUGAAGUCAAACCAGACUGUAAUGGGGAGAGAAGCAGGGGAGAGGGAGGCUCCUGGCCUUCCGGAGAAGAGGAAACCCAAGGAGGAAGCAGAAGAGAGUGAUAGUGAGAAGGAGGUGGAAGAGGUGGGCAGAGGUGUGCCGAUCCCCCUGCACCGCUGGGUAAUGCACGGAGCCGUGAUGUUUGGACGCGAGUUCUGCUACGCCAUGGAAACGGCCCUUGUGACGCCAGUGCUGCUGCAGAUAGGUCUUCCGGAGCAAUAUUACAGUUUAACCUGGUUCCUCAGUCCUAUCCUGGGUCUCCUCUUCACACCUGUGAUAGGCUCAGCCAGUGACCGAUGUACCCUGCCAUGGGGCCGGAGAAGACCAUUCAUUCUGGCCCUGUGUGUAGGUGUGCUGCUGGGAGUGGCGCUCUUUUUAAAUGGAUCAUUAAUAGGCCUUUCCAUUGGUGAUAGUCCCAGCAACCAGCCAAUUGGCAUCGUCCUCACUGUACUAGGUGUGGUGGUGCUGGACUUCUGCGCUGAUGCCUCUGAGGGACCAAUCAGAGCUUACCUUCUUGAUGUUGCUGACACCGAGGAGCAAGAUAUGGCCCUGAAUAUUCAUGCCUUCUCUGCUGGGCUCGGCGGAGCAGUGGGCUACAUGCUUGGUGGUCUCGACUGGACUGGCACAGCUCUGGGCCAAGCAUUUAAAUCACAGGAACAGGUCCUCUUCCUGUUUGCAGGCAUCAUCUUCAUUAUCUCUGUCACACUGCACAUGCUCAGUAUCCCUGAGCAACCUUUCCAUCCAUCCAACAAGUUUAAAGCCACAGGAAGUGGGGAGUCUACCAGCCACUUGUCUUUUAGGCCCAUUGGCCACACGCCACCUUUUCUAGAUGUGAUUGCAGAGGAGGAUGCUUCUGCCUCCCUGUCCCGAGAGGACAACGACUCGGAUCCUGAGGAAGGGGAAAUGGACUUCCUUGCUGUGGAGCGAGUGAGGAGUAAAAGCGACUCAAUCUUAGCCAUGCCAGAUGCUACAAUCGAGUUGGAUGCUGACCUCCACCCAGACUCACAACAUUUCCUGCCAGAGGUGCAUCACUAUCUACCAGAGAUGCCGGGAGAGAUGGACGAUGUUUUCAAGCCAUCGGACCACAUUAUUGGGUCCUCGUCUCCUUCUGGUGGGCAACCCGCCCUUACUGAUGGGACAGUGGGUCCAACAAAUGGUCCGACUUCUCUCCUUCAGCUCAGUUCUGGAUCAGCGGACUCGCAUCUGAAAACACAGCAGGUCAAGGCUGCCAAUGGUGUCAAUGCUGGCUUGUCUUCUUCUGACCACUCCAAUGCAAUGAAAGAGCAGGCCUCCACUAGGCUGGCGAACCGCCCCACCAACACCUCAGUUUCAUCCCGGCCACACCCACACAUCUUCUACAGACAACCCUCCUUUACUUUCUCCUACUACGGACGAGUGGGGUCACAGCGCUAUCGACUGCGACGGACAGCACCUUCAAGUCCCCGGCCAAUCUCCACCUCCCGCAGUCUGAAUGAUCUGAGUGACCUCCAGCAGCAUGCAGACAGACGGGAGUUGCAGCUGUCAGCUAGCAGUCUGUCGUCCGAGUGCUCCAGCUGUGAGGGAGGACCAGACAAGGGUACAACUGUUCGACUGCUCUGGUUAUCCAUGUUGAAGAUGCCGAGGCAGCUGUGGAGAUUGUGUGUGUGUCACCUCCUCACGUGGUUCUCCAUUAUAGCUGAAGCUGUGUUUUAUACCGAUUUCAUGGGACAAGUCAUUUACCACGGAGAUCCCACGGCCCCAGCAAAUUCCACAGAGCUACAAAACUAUAACAAAGGAGUACAGAUGGGCUGCUGGGGACUGGUGGUCUACGCUGCUACUGCUGCAGUCUGCUCUGCAAUCCUUCAGAAGUACCUGGAUAAUUUUGAUCUGAGCAUUAAGGUUGUCUACAUUGUUGGAACUCUGGGAUUCUCAAUAGGUACUGCUGUCAUGGCGAUCUUCCCUAAUGUUUAUGUUGCCAUGGUGAUGAUCAGUGGCAUGGGCAUCAUCUCCAUGAGUAUCUCCUACUGUCCUUAUGCAUUACUUGGGCAGUACCAUGAAAUCAAAGAGUAUAUUCACCACAGUCCAGCAAACACUAGAAGAGGUUUUGGCAUUGACUGCGCUAUCUUAUCCUGCCAGGUCUAUAUCAGCCAGAUUUUGGUUGCAUCGGCCCUUGGAGCUGUGGUAGAAGCAGUGGGCAGUGUGCGUGUCAUUCCUGCAGUGGCCUCUGGGGGCUCCUUUCUUGGCUUCCUUACAGCCUGCUUCCUCGUCAUUUAUCCUGACUUGGAGCCCAGCCACUCAGAGAAGGACCAGGUGGUGCAUUUACCUGGCGAUUCAGACACAAGUGGAGAAAGGACCAGUAACCAGAGGUUGGCUCUGCUGAGCCUCACAGAUGGAGAUAGUUUGAAGGAGACAGGGAAUCACUCUGUUGCCUGAGCAUAAACAUGUAAAGAAUUGUUUGGUUUAUCCUCACAAGCCACAGCAUGUGGGGAUUAUACCAAAUGCACCUGAUUUACAAGUUUGUCAGUCUGUGCCUUUCUGAAGGAGGAAGGGUGACGAAAGAGGAAAAACGUGGCAGAAAUUAGACGUUCUGUCGACAGAAAAAUGGGUGGGAUGGAUUUGGAUAGAUUAUCUUCUUGGAUAGGGGACUGACAAGAGCAAACAAUCUCCGUUUUGGGUUGCUCUGCUUGUCUUUUUUUGCUACCUCAAACAUAAAACAAAUAAAUGUUUAAUGGUUAGAUGCAGAGAAGUAAGCCA
Molecule: messenger RNA, 3638 nt
Organism: Morone saxatilis (striped sea-bass)
Lineage: Eukaryota; Metazoa; Chordata; Actinopteri; Moronidae
Gene: slc45a4b
Product: solute carrier family 45 member 4b
Exons: 13
Coding region: 888-3317 (809 amino acids)
Biological process (GO): transmembrane transport
Cellular component (GO): membrane
Molecular function (GO): sucrose:proton symporter activity
Source: RefSeq, a predicted model, not a curated record